Messenger RNA from Cannabis sativa, 704 nucleotides. RefSeq names its product probable disease resistance RPP8-like protein 2. Gene Ontology annotation, biological process: protein folding. The transcript has a single exon. The record is from RefSeq and is a predicted model, not a curated record. Lineage: Eukaryota; Viridiplantae; Streptophyta; Magnoliopsida; Rosales; Cannabaceae. Gene Ontology annotation, molecular function: alpha-tubulin binding. The coding region runs from base 184 to 684 and encodes 166 amino acids.
AGAAAUUUUGACAGAUUCUUACACAAUCCCCAAACUCUCACACUCACUCGUCUAUUUUCGUUAGAAGUGAGGCAUUUGAAUGAUAUUGUUCCUUUAAUAUUAAGCUGUCCUCAAAUUUAUAAGCUUAGAGUAGCGUCACGUAUAGUAAGAUUACCAGAAGUCAACCAAUUCUCUCCAAAUCUUAUGAAGUUAAAGUUGAGCAAUCUCCAACUUGAGGAUGAUCCAAUGCCAACAUUAGAAAAGCUACCAAAAUUAAGAGUCCUUAUGAUUGGAUAUGAUAGCUUCAAAGGGGAUGAGAUGGUGUGCUCAAGAGGAGGUUUCCCUCGACUUGAAUCUCUUCAGCUUAGUUUUCUGGGAAACUUGAAAGAGUGGAAAGUGGAGGAGAGUGCAUUGCCUACACUUGCCUAUUUGCGUAUUUAUUGUUGUAGGAAAUUGAGGAGAGUUCCAGAUGGAGUAAGAAACAUUGUUACACUCAAUGAGAUAAAGAUAAUUGAAAUGCCUAAGAAAUUCAAAGAAAGGAUGGAGGAAGGAGGAGACGAUUUCCACAAAGUCAACCACGUGCCAUCACGUGUAUUUCUCAACUGUGAUUUCGAAGGUACACAUCUAAUACUAAUCCUCUAUUAUAAAAUUCCCCAAAUUAAUAUGGUUAUUUUGCUCUUUUAUCAUUUUGUUUUAUAUAACUAAUUUCUUUUCAUAAUUUUAUU